GCUAAUUAAGCUCUUCAAUUCGCACAUUGCUUUGAAGUUCCUCUUCGCUGCAACGUUGCGUCGUAUCAUAGAAAAAUAAAAGAAUUUUUAAUGUUGAAUAUAAAGAUGGCUUUAAAAGUUGAAAGUUUAAGUGUGUCGGACGUUAUUAUAGUGCUUGAAAACUCUGACAUGAAGGAGUUUAUUGAUUUUGUUAAGGAGAAAGAAAUAAAUGGUGAAAAGUUAGUGGCAAUUUCAGAAGGGAUCGUGAAGCUGUGGCGUCCAAAUAUCAAUACUAGGAAAUUUAUGGCAUUCAUACAAGACGUGAAGAUAAAUCCACAGAAAUACUUAAAUUGCUUGAAAGAUGACGAUAUAAUAACGAUAAAGGAGACGAAUCUGUGUAGCGCGAACCAGUACCAAACGGUCAGCGUGAGAAAGAUAAGUCAGCAGGAGACAAACUUUAAUACUGUAGAGGAAAUAUUGAAAAAGAUAACUGUACCGAAAAGUUUUCUGUACAGAAACGGCCCGAAGAAACUAGAGAGGUCAUCCUAUAUGCCGAUGGAUGCAGGCACUACUAAGAAACCUAAAAAGUUUUUCAGAUUAAGUUCAUAUGAAUACCCGAUUUUCGAUCUCAAGUCACGAUUCUCGAAAACCGAAAACACAGACCGAGGUUACUAUUCCGUCAAAACGGAUAACAAAUUUUACAUUCAGAAAACUUGUAAAAAAACCGAUUCAAAGCCUAAAUACAAAUCUCUACCCACACCAGAGGAGGCUAGCGAGAAAAUAACUGAAGAUCACUUUUACGAAGAUCUGUGUUACAAUGACAUUGAUAAUAAAAAAGAUAGUCACAAAAGUCUGACUCAAAUCCCUCAAGUUAAGCCGUGUAUGGUAAAAAUACAAGAACUGUUUCAAUCUUUCAAGAUACCAUUUUUUAAAAAAUCUGAAGAGGUUAAAGUGAAAGAGGAGGAAGAUACAAGUGCAUGCAAAAACAUAGUGACAGAAAGAGACGGCAAUAUAUAUGAGAACAGUUCGAAUGAUAUGUACGAUUCGAUACAUAUAGUUAAGGACAACGACACUGAGAAGGUCACUCCUGGACCAAAGUUACUUGUUGAAGAUUACCUGGAGCCAGUGCAAGUGAACAAGGAUUACUGCGACAUUUGUCUCAAACAGAGGGACGAUUCGUUGCUCGGCUUCAUUAUGAACUACUUCGAAACUCGUCUUGGAUUAAAACGAGAAACAAAUGACGUCACCCAAUCAGAAGAAUCAGAGACGGAACCGUCUUGUGAAAAAGAAUGGGAACGAAACAAUAUGGCGGCCCGUCCCCUUCCGGUUCCAGUCGAGAACGAGCCUUACUACAUGAGCAUUGACAGGACAGAAGCGGAGAAUCUGUUGAUGGGUCAACCUGAUGGCACCUUCGUACUGAGACCUUCUAGUCAGUCGAACCACGCCUACACUCUCAGCGUGUCAUGUGCGAACUCAGUUCACAACGUCGGUGUCCGUCGCCGACCAGACGGACGCCUUGCUCUCGGCUUCGCUCGACGCGGCGAAAGGAGUUUCACCAGCGUCACGUCAUUAUUACGUCAUCACAAGAAGAAGAGGCUCCUUCUGGUAGCUGGAGGAGAGCUGAUAGGAGCGACGACGCUGAAUGAAACGCCGCAGUACUAUCAAACUCCUAGCGGUCUUCCUGUUAUGCAUUAAGAAGAGAUACAACAGAAUUUCUAGAUUAUUCGAAAUUCGAAAAUCAUUUUAAAUUGUUAUUGUAGUGGCAAGCUUUAUCUAUAAUAUAUAUAAAAGCGAAAGGUCACUCAUCACGAAAUCU
Molecule: messenger RNA, 1795 nt
Organism: Melitaea cinxia (Glanville fritillary)
Lineage: Eukaryota; Metazoa; Arthropoda; Insecta; Lepidoptera; Nymphalidae
Exons: 6
Coding region: 91-1674 (527 amino acids)
Biological process (GO): cell surface receptor protein tyrosine kinase signaling pathway; intracellular signal transduction
Source: RefSeq, a predicted model, not a curated record